Molecule: messenger RNA, 612 nt
Organism: Rangifer tarandus platyrhynchus (Svalbard reindeer)
Lineage: Eukaryota; Metazoa; Chordata; Mammalia; Artiodactyla; Cervidae
Source: the annotation of a GenBank genome assembly
AUGUGCACUGGGAGCUGUGCCAAGUGCCUGGGGGGCACCCUCAUCCCCCUGGCUGUGUUUGCCCUCCUCGCCAACAUCCUGCUAUUUUUCCCUGGAGGAAAAGUGAUAGACGACAAUGACCACCUUUCCGACGAGGUCUGGUAUUUUGGAGGAAUAUUAGGAAGCGGAGUCUUGAUGAUCUUCCCUGCCCUGGUGUUCUUGGGCCUGAAGAACAAUGACUGUUGCGGGUGCUGUGGCAACGAGGGCUGCGGGAAGCGCUUUGCGAUGUUCACCUCCACAAUAUUUGCAGUAAUUGGAGUCCUGGGUGCUGGAUACUCCUUUAUCGUUUCAGCCGUCUCAAUCAACAGGGGUCCAAAAUGUCUCAUAAGCCAAAACAACACGUGGGGCUACCCCUUCCACGAAGGAGAUUACCUCGGGAACUCUGACUUAUGGAGCAGGUGCCAAAAGCCCAGCGACGUGGUUCCCUGGAAUCUGACCCUCUUCUCCAUCCUGCUGAUCGUAGGGGCAGUUCAGAUAAUUAUCUGUGCCAUCCAGGUGAUCAACGGCCUCCUGGGGACCCUGUGUGGAGACUGCCAGUGUUGUGGCUGCUGCGGGGGAGAUGGACCAGUCUAA